AUGGCGACAUUACAACAUAGUCGACAAAUCAUGUUUGGACAGCAAAUGGCUACAGGCAACGGAGCACAAGGCGGCCAUAUUCCUUACCAAGUGCUUUCAGCCAGACAGGACGGCGCACGCGGCUGGAGUUUCUCGACACAACAGGUAGAUAAUCACCAGCCAGAUGAACUAUGCGACGUUAAGUCGAUGACCGGGGAAUACCCAGCAGUACUCGGGGUUGAUAUUGGAUCUUUGAGGGAUUUCCGGCGCCACAUUACGGCCUACCUAGCCAAAAAGGCAGCCGAUAGAGGAAUGGUUGUUACAGUAAGCUGGCAUGACAACAACCCGGUCACGGGUCAAUCCUUCUAUCUAAGUAAGGACCAUGGUAACGUGCUUCACUCUAUCAGGAGAAUACUUCCCGGGGGAGACCACCAUAACAACUUCACACGACAGCUAGACGUUGUUGCUGACUGGCUAAAUCAUCUUUACGAUUCCCAGGGGAAGAAGAUUCCUGUCAUAUUCCGACCUUUCCAUGAAAUGAAUGGCAACUGGUUUUGGUGGGGAACGAACUCUCGUACUCAAAAUACCGCACAUGAAUACAUACUAUUGUACCGGUUUGUAGUGGAAUACCUCCGAGACCAGAAAAGAGUCCACAAUGUGCUGUAUGCAUACUCUCCCGGGAAGCUGCACCACAACUCGGAUUAUAUGAAAUACUACCCUGGAGAUAAUUACGUCGACAUUCUUGGAAUGGACUUUUACUAUUCCAACAAUACUUCCAGUCCACCCACUCUGACUCAGUACCUACAACUAGUGACAUCCUACGCUCGCUCUAAAGGGAAACUUGCCGCAAUGACCGAAAUCGGUAUCAGCGACAAUGGAAUCGACACUCAACACACGUUCUGGACCGAUAAAGUGUUGAACGUUAUAAAGAGUGGCCACUUCCAACACAAACUAGCCUAUCUUCUAACCUGGCAGAAUGCUUGUUCUGAUUCUCACUGUGCACUAUUUGUACCAUACAAAGGCCAUCCAGCGGAAGCAGAUUUCAUGAAGUUUUAUCACGACGGUAUAACUGUGUUUUCCUCCGACAUUCCACAGUUCUAUCCUCACAUUUCUGUUAUAGGGUAG
Ylistrum balloti is the source of this 1104-nucleotide messenger RNA. RefSeq names its product mannan endo-1,4-beta-mannosidase-like. Gene Ontology annotation, molecular function: mannan endo-1,4-beta-mannosidase activity. The transcript is spliced from 3 exons. Bases 1 to 1104 code for a protein of 367 amino acids. NCBI's taxonomy places the organism in Eukaryota, Metazoa, Mollusca, Bivalvia, Pectinida, Pectinidae. Gene Ontology annotation, biological process: substituted mannan metabolic process. The record is from RefSeq and is a predicted model, not a curated record.